Ictalurus punctatus (channel catfish) is the source of this 1374-nucleotide messenger RNA. RefSeq names its product cysteine-rich protein 2-like (gene crip2l). The record is from RefSeq and is a predicted model, not a curated record. NCBI's taxonomy places the organism in Eukaryota, Metazoa, Chordata, Actinopteri, Siluriformes, Ictaluridae. Bases 137 to 745 code for a protein of 202 amino acids. The transcript has 8 exons.
GCACUGUCUCUGUGUAUCAGUAGAACAGCAUCUCUCUCUCCCUGUGUGUGUCUCUCUCUCUCUGCUUAUAUUCACACACACACACACACACACACACACACACACACACACAUUUAUUUAUUCAUCUCAUUAAAACAUGGCGUCCAAGUGUCCUAGGUGUGAGAAGACGGUGUAUUUCGCAGAGAAAGUGAGCUCUCUGGGAAAAGACUGGCACAAAUUCUGUCUAAAGUGUGAACGCUGCAGUAAAACACUGACUCCUGGAGGACACGCCGAGCAUGAUGGGAAACCAUACUGCCAUAAACCCUGCUACGCUGCACUGUAUGGACCCAAAGGUGUGAAUAUCGGUGGUGCUGGAUCAUAUGUGUAUGAAACACCGGUGACUGAGACACAGACCACCUCCACACCACCCAGAGCUGAGGAUAGGAAAACUGCAGUGCCACCUAGAGGCCCGGUGAAGGCUGCCAGUUUCUCGUCGUUCUCUGGAGAACCGAAUAUCUGUCCCCGCUGCAACAAAACCGUCUACUUCGCGGAGAAGGUGAUGUCCCUGGGUAAGUAUUGGCACAGGCCGUGUCUGCGCUGUGAGAGGUGCAGUAAGACGCUUGCUCCAGGAGGUCACGCUGAGCAUGAUGGCCAGCCGUACUGCCAUAAACCCUGCUACGCUGUCUUGUUUGGACCUAAAGGUGUGAACACUGGAGGGAUGGGCAGCUACAUCUAUGAAGAGCCAAACGCUGAGCCUCAACCAUGAAUCCACCACACACACACACACACACACACACACACAGUUUAUACUUUUAUAUAUCGAUGAUGUAGUGUUCAGGUGAAUUAAACACUGAUGUCACUAAUACAGUAUUAUUAUUCCUCUUAUUAUUGUUAUACAGUAUUAUUAUCAGUGUUGGUUGUUUAAUGUGAGUUUAUUUAUAAACACUUACACUGUAUUUAUUUCACAUUUCUUGAUGUUUCAGGGUUACAAAGUGUCAGGUUAUUCACCAGCAUUACAGGGACACCGAGGUUAAUGAGGACUCAGAGGCCAGUAAAUGUUGUUUUCUGGCCCAUAUGAAGUUUUUAAAAUGACCUAAUAAUGACCUUCCACACCAUGAUGUGUAUAAAUAAAAAAUAUGACCACAGAUACCAUGGUGUGUGUGUGUGUGUGUGUGUGUGCGCGCGCGCAUGUGUGUGUGUGUGUGUGUGUGUAAAGUGUCCUCUUAAACCAGGUAAUGAUUUGUGUGCAGGUAAUUAAAUACAGGUCAGAGUGAGCUCACAAGCUCUUAAAGUAGUUGUGUGUAUUUUUUUUUUUAUAUAAAUGAUGAUAAAUGUUUUAUAAAUUAAAUUCAACCUUUUGUGAUUUAAAGUAUCACAGUAUCAUGACUUCAGUUG